AACACAAGGGACAAUGGAAGCCAUAUUCCAAAAUAAAUCUAAAUGCAUAGACAAUACGUCACUUAAGCACGCUAGCUAUACAUCACAGUUAGUUAGGUGUAUUCAGCGGUGCAAAUCACUUUGCAAGCGGCUCCGUUUAGGAAAUAUCAGAAGCUGUCUAAUUCUAUCCACACUAGAGACGCGAACGUUACAGUUGAUAGCAUCACCAGAACAUACUACAUCGGAAUUAAAGAAGACAGGUGGAACUAUGCUCCGAGUGGCCGCAAUCUAAUAACUGGGAAAGACUUCGCUGAAGAUGAGCUUGCCUCUGUGUUUUUACAACAAGGCCCACGCAGAAUUGGAUCUGUGUACAUGAAAGCAAUGUACAGGGAGUACACGGACCAAACCUAUUCCAAAGAGGUACCUAAACCUAACUGGCUGGGGUUCCUGGGCCCAGUUCUGAGGGGAGAGGUGGGCGACGUCCUGGUUGUCCACAUGAAGAACUUUGCCUCAAGGCCAUAUUCGUUGCAUCCACAUGGCAUGUCCUAUGAAAAAGACUCUGAAGGGGCUCUGUAUCCUGAUGGGACAUCUGGAAAGCUGAAGCUGGAUGAUGCUGUCCCCCCGGGAGGAAAGCACACCUACACCUGGACUAUCAAGCCCGAAUUUGCCCCCGCGGAGGGGGACGCUAACUGCCUGACCUGGGCGUACCACUCACAUGUCGAUCCCCCUCGGGACAUCUACUCUGGUCUUAUUGGGGCUCUCCUUACCUGCAAGAAAGGCACCCUGCUGCAGGUACCCAGCAAACGGACCAUGCUGAAGCGGAAAGACGUGGACCAGGACUUUGUCUUAUUAUUCACUGUAAUAGAAGAGAACCUCAGUUGGUACCUAGAGGAGAACAUCCAGACCUUCUGCUCAGAUCCCAAAGGCGUGGACCCUGAUGACGAGGACUUUCAGGAGUCCAACAAAAUGCAUGCCAUAAAUGGGUACCUGUAUGGGAACCUGCCAGGUGUGGAGGUGUGCCUGAACCAGACGGUGGCCUGGCACCUCUUUGGCAUGGGCAGUGAGGUGGACAUCCACUCUGUCGACUUCCAGGGGCACACACUGCUUAACCAGGGUCACCGUACUGAUGUCCUCAGCCUGUUCCCGGCAACCUUUAUUGCCGCAGACAUGGUCCCCAUCACCCCAGGAAAAUGGCUGAUGGGCUGCCUGGUCAAUGACCACAUACGAGCGGGGAUGCAAGCCUUUUACCAAGUUUUGAGAUGUGGAGGAAAGAACACUACUGAAGCAUCUCCUGAUGGCAGAAUAAGGCGGUAUUACAUAGCUGCUGAGGAACAGUUGUGGAAUUAUGCCCCAUUAGGAACUGACACUUCAAAUAAUCUGUCCUUGGUUGAUUCUGGCAGUCAGUCGGAGAUUUUUUUUGGAAGGCAAGGGGGUCGGCUGGGAGGGGUGUAUAAGAAGGCCCGUUAUGUGGCCUACACCAAUGGAAAUUUCACCACCAAGGUGGAGCAGAGUUCUGCAGAAAGACACCUUGGAAUUCUAGGCCCAGUGAUCCGAGCUGAAGUCGGUGACCACCUUCUGGUUACAUUCAUGAACAAGGCCAGCAGAAACUACAGCAUCCGGCCUCACGGUCUUCAGUAUGACAAGGCUUUUGAAGGCACCAGCUACCAGGACGGUGUUCCCAAUGAUGGAGCUCACGUGCGUCCGGGUGGCAAAUUCACAUACAGCUGGAGAGUGAAGGAAGGCCCCUCCCCCAGUGACCCAGCAUGCAUCUCCUACCUGUACUACUCAUCCAGUGACCCAGUCCAAGACACCAACUCCGGACUGAUGGGCCCUCUGCUGGUGUGUAGAAGGGGUGCACUGAAUGAGAGUGGGUCUCAGAUGGGCGUGGACAAGGAAUUCUUCCUGCUCUUCUCUGUGAUGGAUGAAAACCUCAGCUGGUAUUUGGAGGACAAUAUCCGCAUGUUUGGGACCAGCGAAUCAGAUGUGAAGAGUGAGGACUUUAUGGAGAACAAUAAAAUGCAUGGGGUGAAUGGACUGAUGUAUGGGAACCUGCAGGGUCUGAAUCUCUGUGUUGGGGAUCGGGUGUCCUGGCAUUCCCUUGGCCUGGGCACAGAAGUGGACGUGCAUGGGAUUUACUUCAAUGGCAACACCUUCCAGCAGGAGGGCAUGAACAGGGAUACCUUCAGCCUGUUCCCCCACACCAGGGUGACUGUUUCCAUGCAACCAGACUCAACAGGGACAUUUGAGGUGAACUGCAUUACCACUGAUCACUACCUGGCUGGGAUGAGGCAGCAGUACUCAGUGUCACAAUGCAGAGGACGAAAGGUUCCACAGGCUGCGGCCCCGCCUCCACUGGUGCAGUACUUCAUCGCUGCUGAGGAGAUCGAGUGGGACUACGCCCCCAGCAGAAAAUGUGAACUACAGAUACACGGUGGCACUGAGGAGAGCAGUCCUGGGAGCAUUUUUGUGGAGAGAGGUGAGAAUCGCAUCGGCUCCAGGUAUAAAAAGGUGGUUUACAGGGAAUAUACUGACACCACCUUCAUGACGAGGAAACCAAGGUUACCGCAAGAAGAACAUCUUCAGAUUUUGGGUCCCAUAAUCAGGGCAGAGGUUGGAGAACAAGUUCUGGUCCAUUUCAAGAACAUGGCUACCCGCCCAUUCUCCAUACAUGCCCAUGGAGUAAAGACCCCUGCUGGUCAGCUAUUUCCUGUCCAACCAGGUGGAAUACAACAAUACCAAUGGGACUUUCCAGAAAGAUCUGGUCCUGGAAGUUUAGACCCCAACUGCAUCUCAUUUGCCUAUUACUCCUCUGUUGACUUUGUAAAGGACACAGCCAGCGGGUUAUUUGGGCCUUUGGUGGUCUGUAGGAAGGGGACGCUGGACCAGAACAGGAAGAGGAGGGAUGUGGACAGGGAGUUUGCCUUGCUCUUCAUGAUUUUCAAUGAAAAUCUCUCCUGGUACUUGAAAGACAACACCCAAACCUACCUGGAUGAGGACCCCAGCACCUUCCCCAUGAACGAUGAGUUUGUGGAGGGAAAUCAAAUGCAUGCCAUCAAUGGAAAACUCUAUUGUAAUCUUCAAGGGUUGACAGUGGUGCAAGGGGAGAAGACGGACUGGUAUCUUCUUGGAAUGGGGAAUGAAGUGGAUCUACACACUGUCCAUUUCCAUGGACAGGUUUUCAUUUACAGGACAGACCUGGCUCACCGAGCGGAUGUCUAUGAACUGUUCCCGGGAACGUCUCAAACGGUGGAGAUGAUCGCAGAGAACCCUGGGACCUGGCUGCUGCACUGUCAUAUAGCUGACCAUGUUUAUGCUGGCAUGGAGGCUGUAUUCACUAUCAAGAGCAGGGCAGGUACAGAUGAUAAUUUCUCUAAUAAUGCAGGUUCUGUACUGAAAAUCUCCCUGCUUGGCCUCCGGUCAGAGGACAGGGGUUUUAUGGUGACCCUGACGAUCCUUAUUGGCCUCCGUCUGAUACUUUCUACACUUUUGUAGAAAGAUGAGGAUUUUCAUUUUCAUUGUUGAUGUCUAGAAUUGGCAUUAUAUAGCACAUAGUAAUAGAUUUACAAAGAGUUGGCAGAAUUAAAAUAUUAGCACAUUUGUUUGAAGUUGACAAAUGUUUUCAUUCCAUUGAAGUAUCCCCAUUCUUGUUUUUGGGCACCCUUGCUGUUGACAUACAUUCACUUCCACCCACAUUGCCCAAUUGAUUGUUUCCAUUUAUGCUACUCCUGUAGGGUGAUCCAGUGUACACACUUGAUAUGAUAUCAUGAUUAUGGCUGAAGUUCAUCUCUUCAGGUUAUAGGAUUAUCAAUCCAGCUGUUCUGGUCUGAAAGAAGUAUAACCAAAAAAUGCUAAAAAGCUCUCCACAGCAUGCUCUGGUAUUUUCUGAGACAA
Anguilla rostrata (American eel) is the source of this 3870-nucleotide messenger RNA. RefSeq names its product ferroxidase HEPHL1-like. The record is from RefSeq and is a predicted model, not a curated record. Lineage: Eukaryota; Metazoa; Chordata; Actinopteri; Anguilliformes; Anguillidae. The transcript has 21 exons. Bases 352 to 3471 code for a protein of 1039 amino acids. Gene Ontology annotation, molecular function: ferroxidase activity; copper ion binding.